AUGGCAGUCAGGCAACGUGCGGGCCCUGCAGACUUGAUUGGCACUAACUCUGCGUGGCCACGCCAACCAACCAUGGCGGCCGCCUUGCAACACGAGCACUUUGAGGCUCUUCGAGCCUUCGAAAGCCUUGAGGGCUGGAAUGAUCGAGAAAUUUGUGAAGCCUUCCAUCGGAUGUAUGAGGUCUUGUCUGGCUACGACAGUUCUGUUGCAACCCAAUACAUUUUGGAGGAACAUCCUCAUUUGAUUGAGCGCGUGCUCAAGUACUCUCGUCUUGAUGUGCUGCCUUUAGAUGUCGCCGCCAGCAAUUUUGGUGAUUUCACCGAGAAGUACACUUUCUUCAAGUGCGACGUCCAAGCACGUGACAAUGCCGUCGUCAAGAAUGGGCAGCUGUCAUUCACAUCCUACAGCUACGCAGCUUUGUACAUUCCACCUCUCAAUUUCGGCUCCUUGCGUGAGAUGACCGUGUCCUUCUAUUUUUCCAUCGACAAUCUGGGAGAGGACAAGCGCAUCGAGAAACGGUUUGGUUUCCGAUUGGGUCAGAUCGAGGUCUAUUUCGUUCCUGAGACGGAUAUCACGGACAUCGGCCAGUUCCGACGCUGCUACACACUCAUCGGCUUGGGGCCCUAG
Messenger RNA from Symbiodinium necroappetens, 627 nucleotides. The record is from the annotation of a GenBank genome assembly. NCBI's taxonomy places the organism in Eukaryota, Dinophyceae, Suessiales, Symbiodiniaceae.